This is a messenger RNA of Fusarium fujikuroi IMI 58289, 1278 nucleotides long. RefSeq names its product related to dis1-suppressing protein kinase dsk1. Gene Ontology annotation, molecular function: protein kinase activity; ATP binding. The coding region runs from base 1 to 1278 and encodes 425 amino acids. Gene Ontology annotation, biological process: regulation of mRNA processing; protein phosphorylation; spliceosomal complex assembly. The transcript is spliced from 2 exons. Lineage: Eukaryota; Fungi; Ascomycota; Sordariomycetes; Hypocreales; Nectriaceae. The record is from RefSeq and is a predicted model, not a curated record.
AUGUCUACGACCACUGCAGAUCUCCCAACCUACAAGCUCUACAGGCAUAUCGAAGAUAUCGACAGGUACUGUCCUGGAGGUUACCAUCCCAUUGAGGUGAAUGACACACUCAACCAGCGAUAUAUUAUUGUCGAUAAGCUGGGUAAGGGCGGCUAUUCCACAAUAUGGCUUGCACGCGACCAGAAGCUCAAUAAGUACGUCGCCGUCAAAGUCGGCACGGCUGACCAAGUUUCGAAAGAGAGAGAGAUUCUCCUCAAAUUGGCUGGCAAUCAGACCAACGACUUCUCUGGUCACCUCAUCACUCAAGUACUUGAUCAUUUUACCCUUCAUGGGCCCAACGGCACACACCCUUGCAUUGUCACUGCACCCGCCAGAUGUAGCGUUGCCGAAUCCAUCAAAACUUCGCGAUACAAUUCAUUCCGACUUGACGUAGCCAGGGCACUGUCUGCGCAGCUCGUUAUGGCAACGGCAUACGUCCACGGGGCCGGCUUUGUUCACGGUGACAUUCAUCUCAGAAAUGUGUUGCUCCAAUUGCCUGGCUCCGAGAUCGAUCAGCUCUCCAUCCAACAAGUUUAUGAGAAAUACUAUGAGCCAGAACCUUACCCUGUGGCUAGAACCGACGGUCAGCCUGUUACCUCAACAUCCGUGCCAAAGAACGUCUAUAGGCCAAAUUGGCUCGGUAAACCGAGCGACGAAGUCCUACUGCCCGAAGCUAAACUAUGGCUCGCCGACUUUGGAACAGCCUUCAACCCUUCGCAGGAAACCAGAUUGAUGUCUUAUACCCAUUUACAAAACCGGCCACCCGAAGCUAAGUUUGAUCCCACAAAGCCUCUUACGUUCUCCUCCGACAUAUGGAGUCUGGGGCUUAUGGUAUGGGAGGUCAUGGGUGAUGGGCCAUUCAUGAGCAGCUUCUUAUUCAAUUGGGACGAGGUAAUUGCUGACCAGGUCGACGCACUUGGCCCGCUACCUCGGGAAUGGUGGGAGAAGUGGGAGGCAAAGUUGAAUGAGUUUGAGGAAAAUGGACAGCCAAAAGGGCAACGGGAAUAUUGGUCGCUUGAGAGACGCUUUCACAUGAAUAUCCAGGAUCCGAGAAUGGAAGAGGGCACUGAACAGAUGGAUAAUAAUGAGAGUCACGCCUUUUUAGAUAUGAUCAAAGGAAUGCUGCGCUUCAGGCCAGAAGAGCGUCUGACAGCUGAUCAGGUUCUGCGAUCGGAGUGGAUGAGUAAGUGGGCUCUACCUCUUGUGGAGAAAGCUUGGGAGCGUAAACUCUUGGACUAA